Molecule: messenger RNA, 790 nt
Organism: Ornithorhynchus anatinus (platypus)
Lineage: Eukaryota; Metazoa; Chordata; Mammalia; Monotremata; Ornithorhynchidae
Product: adhesion G protein-coupled receptor E2-like
Exons: 7
Coding region: 77-790 (237 amino acids)
Cellular component (GO): membrane
Molecular function (GO): G protein-coupled receptor activity; calcium ion binding
Source: RefSeq, a predicted model, not a curated record
ACAGCCACUCACUCCCUGAGCUCAGCUUCCUGGAGUCAAGAUCCCGAUUCUUUCCCCUUGCUGCCAGACACGGAGCAUGGAGCCCCAGCGCCACUGCUGCCUCCUGGGGCUCUGCAUCCUACUGAGUCUGGCUGGAGUUACAGCCCAGAGGAGCCCAAAUGAAGGUGGUAGUAACUGUCCCAAGUGCCCACAGCAUGCCAGGUGUCUCAAUAACACCUUCUGCGCCUGUGAACCAGGAUUCAAGACUACAAAUGGGAAGCAGAUCUUCUCGGACCUACUGGAAGUAUGCGAAGAUAUUAAUGAGUGCGCAGGCCCCAAUGGAGUGAGGUGUGGACCGAACGCAGACUGUAAGAAUGUAGAUGGAAGUUACAGCUGCAGCUGUGUCACCGGAUUCACUCUGCCUUCUGGGGAGAAGGAAUUCAAGAAUUCGAGUGAGAACAAGUGCCAAGACGUGGAUGAAUGUCGGCACAACAGCUCGCUCUGUAAGCCCCAUGGGGUCUGCAUCAAUGUCCCCGGGGAUUACACCUGCACAUGCCUGCCUGGCUUUGGGAAGAGCCAGAAGGACACAUCCAAGAUCUGCACAGAUAUAGAUGAAUGUCAUGCUAAACGGUUUCCCUGCCACAACACUGCCAGCUGUACCAACACUGUGGGCAGUUUUAAGUGCCAUUGUCCAAAAGGUUACAUGCCUGUGCCCGACUCGAAGGACAUGACACCGAACACCAUCUGUCAAGGGAUCUCCUCCUCCUGGAUAUUGCCCCCAGGAGUCAACAGCAAGGUGCGUAGGACCUGA